Messenger RNA from Paramecium pentaurelia, 1212 nucleotides. Lineage: Eukaryota; Ciliophora; Oligohymenophorea; Peniculida; Parameciidae. The record is from the annotation of a GenBank genome assembly.
AUGAAAAUUUUGGUACUUUGUUUAAUAGCAUUAGCUAUAGCAGACAAAUAUGAUUAAUUCAGAGCAUUUGAUGAAGAUGAAUUUGGUAGAACAUUAAUUGAUACAUUAUAAAUGUAAAUGAGUACAGGUGAACCAAUUGCUCGUUUUAUUGAAAUAAUGAGAAAUCUUGAAACAUCAAUUGAAAAUGAAUAAAAAGAAGAUGAUAAAGCUAAUAAUGAAUAUUAAAAUUAAUGCACAGAAGAUAUUAAAGUUUUAUAAUAAGAAAGUGCUAAUUUAGAAAGAAGAACAGUUGAAAUUCAAUCAAUUUUAGAUGAAUUAGAACCAUUAAGAUCAUAUAAAUAAGGAUAAGCAGAUGCUAAAAAUGCAUGGAAAAUAGAAACUGAAAAGAAAUUAGCUGAUUUAGUAAAGAAAAGAGAAACAGAAAAAGCUGAAUUUGAUAAAAAAGUAGAAGAACAUGAUUAUGCAACAUUUGUUAUUGAAACUGUUAGAAGAAUGUUUUCUGAUAAAAUUUAAAGUUUCUUAUAAUUAAAUAAUGAAUCGUAAUGGUAAAAAGUUAGAGAUUACUUUAUUAAUGCAUCUGAAUAAGCAAGUAUAUAUAUAAUAUAUUAAUUAAAUUAGAGAAAUUUGAAAUUAAAAAGAGUUAUUCUAAAAUAUUCAAUGUAUUAGCUGAAAUUGCUAGUUCUGCUUAAUCUGAAGAUUUCUAAAAUUCACCUACAGUUAAUAAAAUUGUCAAUCUAUGUGAUCUCAUGUUAAAAUAAAUUGAAGAUAGUAAAGCUUUAGAAACAAAGGCUGAAUAAAAAAGAUUGAAUAUGUUUAUGUUGGAAAAGGGUAAUUUUGAUAAAGAUUUAACCAGUUUAAAUAAUGCUCUUGCUUAAUUAAAUGCUGCUAUUUUAGGUUUAGAUAAUAGAAUCUAAGAUUAAAAGAGAGAUUUGACUGAUUACAAUGCUAGAUUAUCUGCAAAAAAUAAAUAAAGUGAAGAUAGAGGAGGAGAAUGUAGAGAAAAAGCUUAUAAUUAUUAAUUAACAAGAGAAAAAAGGUAUGUUAUUUAUUCAUAUAUCUUUUAGAGAAUAAAAAAGAUAAUUGGUAUCAUAAAUUAUUGGUGCCUUCUCUGCUAAUCAAAGAGACUUUUCAGAAUAUGUUAAAUUAAGAGGAUAGGCUGGAGAUUUCAGAGGAAAAAAUUUCUAAAUUCUAGGCAAUCCAACAGAAGAUUGA